Molecule: messenger RNA, 1821 nt
Organism: Oncorhynchus mykiss (rainbow trout)
Lineage: Eukaryota; Metazoa; Chordata; Actinopteri; Salmoniformes; Salmonidae
Source: RefSeq, a predicted model, not a curated record
GCAAGUGAUCUACAAAGGACUAAAAAACCCUAUGACGAAGGAACAGCUUGCCAAAUUGUGCAAGACAAUUGUAACCUUCAUCGCACAGACCACCCUGCAGAUCCUGCUGCCAGCCCUGGCCCGCGUACUUGGGGUAAAGGACUUUGCUGACGACGACACUGACUCACCCAAGAGGGGUGGCAGUGCAAGAUCCUUUGCUGCCUUUGAUCAGGAAAGACUGGAGCUCAUCCAGGAAGUUAGAUAUCUGGCGAAGAAAAUGUAUAAGGGCGGCACAGGGGCUCAACAUCUCAGGUCCCUAACACCCUCUUCUAAGAGUUCCCAGACCUCAGUGAAAGUCCUCCUGGGAAUGACAGAGGACAGAAUCAUCAAAAGUGUCCAGGAGCAACUGUCUGAUCAUAAUAUCCUGUCCUCUUGCCCACCUGAGCUGACUGUUGGUCUUAUCAAGGUGGUGGUCGAACAGCUUAACUCUGCCCUCUCUGCGACCAUCAGCAGAGCCAUUUCAGGGCGGUCAUCCCCUAUUUCUUCUGGUACCCAGGCCGCUGAACAAAUGGUCAACAUGGUCCAGAAAUGUUUUGAUGAUCACACCACCCCAGAGGACCAGAGCUCUACCUCUGUAUUAGAGUCAUGCAUUCCACCUGCAACAGAAGAAGUGAUGACUGUUAUCGCAGAGAUGGUGGGUGAAUUGGAAAAAGAAGAUCCGGAAUUGGCUAAGGUUUUUCGAGAAGUGGCUGUGAAAGUAAAAAUGUUGGCAUCUGGCAGUGACCUUGUAGUGGAGCACCUGGAUGUUGAAGACUCUCCUAUUCCAGAGGAGCUGAACAUAAUAUGUACAUCUUGCAAAGCAAUGAUGCAAAAUCUUGGCACUCUGUUUAGUGUGAAGUUCAAGACCAAAGCCUCAAAGGCUGUGAGUGAAAUUCUUGUGAGAAGGUUAAUGAGCGAUAUCUCUGGUAUGGUUCAACCUUCUCAUUCGUUUAGUACCACUCCAAGCUUGAUGAAUGCAUCUAGCCCAUCUGACAGGAUCCUUGAUUCUGCGGCCACUGAGCUCAUACAGACCAAAGUAGAAUCUGAGGCAUCACAAAUAAUUGAUAACUUUGUUGAAGAUGUCAAGGACAUUGUGCAGUAUGCUGAAUUAGAUCAGCCAACAAGCACCCAGAGAGAUACCCAAGUGGGACACUGUAACGACAAAGCGGAAACCCUUCCAUGCAGCUCGUAGACUCUGCGAGAGACUUCAGGCAAAGCUGGAGACAUUGUUCCUCAGAAUGGGUGGAGCUCCAGUCCAAGGGGAAGAACUUAUGGAAAAAGCUGACUCCAGUGCUGUGCUUCUGGAGCAUACUGACUCCAGUGAUCUGCCUGUUUCAAUCCUGAGCUUGCCUUCCCCAUGUAGGAGUGAAUCCCCUAUAUCAGAACGUAGUUCAUCUUCUUUAUCUGAUGGAUGUGAUUCAACUGACUCUGUAGGAGAGAAAACACCAGAGCAACCUGAAACCAGUAAGAGUGAGGCAAUACUGCAAGUGGUCAACUCAACAGGACUUGGUUCUCUCCGUAAAUGCCAAAGUGAGAACUCUCAACCAUUACUGUCUCUCUGUGAUUCCAACAUGGUGCCCUGCACCAAAGAGGUCUUGUCCCAGAUUGUGACCAUGUAUAGGUCAGAGGUGGCAGAUUUGGAAUGCACAUCAUCUGUUGCAGAGGGUUCCUCUUACAACUCCCUUGAAGUCUGUGGCUUUUUGGACAGUGUCAUGUCUUAUCUAGAAGACAUGCCUGUGUCUGGUUCUUCAUGGUUGGAAGGAUUAAGAGAUACUCCAGCCUCAGUCAUUGAGAAACUCUCCA